CAAAGUUCCCUCUCGCACGUCGGUAUUAUCGCACGCCUCAGUCUGUCGGAACCCACGACACGAGUGUAGGUUAACUCGUGUCGAUAAGAAAAAUUACUUAAUCAUUUCGCUUCCACUGAUUAAUCUCUCAAUCCAAUAAUUCAAUUAAUCACAGUAAGUAUUCGCUCGUUAAUAUGUUGGAGGUACUUUGUGAGAUGCCAAAAGUGGGCUACGGUCUUUCCCUGCUCACUGUUGGCUACUUAAUUUAUUAUCUCCGUAAGGCUGUCAAGCCACCGCAGUUGAUUUGUGCCGAGGGCCCAUUUCGUACGUUCAUUGAGGAGAAUGUGGCAAUCAUCCGGAGCAAAUUCUGGCCGACGUUCUGGUGCUACGAGGCGAGAGCACAAACAGUUUUGGCGAGUAUCUUACGGAAAUUGCUUUUACCGCACAUCAAAUACCGGAGGGAAAUACUGACAUUGAAAGACGGAGGAGAGGUUGCACUGGAUUGGGCAGAUCAGGGUUGCUCUCCCACAUCACCGAUUGUCAUUAUCCUGCCUGGAUUGACAGGAUCGAGCCAGACUGAGUACAUAAGGUGUCUUAUCACAGCGGCCAAGAACGUCGGAAUCAGAUGUGUUGUUUCUAAUAAUCGGGGACUGGGUGGGGUUCCGCUCAAGACUCCAAGGCUGUACUGUGCUGCUAAUUAUGAUGAUUUCACCGAAGUUGUGGACCAUAUCAAGAAAACCAAUCCAGGUAUUCCUCUCGGAGCCACUGGAGUAUCAAUGGGCGGAUUAAUUCUAGGGAAUUAUCUGGCUCAACACGGUGCAGCUGCAAGGAAAAAAGUGAAGGCAGCAUUUAUCGUUUCCGUACCAUGGAAUAUAGUAGAAGCAGUUAAGAGCUUCGAGAAACCAUAUCUCAAUUUAAUGUUGAAUAGAUAUCUUGCUGAAAAUCUGUGCCGAAAUAUCAGACGAAUGGAGUCUUCCAGCAAUGUAAUGUUCUCAGAUAUCAACGUCGAGACAGUGUUGAAGAGUAGAACUAUUAAAGAAUUUGAUUCACAUUUCACUGCAAAACACUUUGGUUACAAGGAUGUAGACGAUUAUUACGAGAAUGCAUCACUCCAUAAGAAAUUACACCUCAUUGAAGUUCCCGUUUUGUGUCUGAGUGCCGCAGAUGACCCGAUGCAACCACUUGAAGGUGAAUAUGAGAUAUUCCGCGACAACUCAAGAAUACCGGUGAAAGGAGCUAGUAAAUCUAAAAAUGUUGCUCUUCUGGUGACAGUACGAGGUGGCCACAUUGGAUGGCUCGAGGGAUUCUGGCCACUUGGCGAAGAAAGUUACAUAGGAAAACUUUUUUCCCAAUACUUCGACAGUGUUUUUAAAAAAAUGGACGAGAAUAUUUUUUUAUGAUCUCUCCCCUUUUGAAAAAUAUUCUACGAGAACUUCAUCCGACUUCACUCAGGAUUUAACAUUAUUAGACAAUGCCUAGCUCGUAAAGCUGAAUGAAAAUUGAUAUCAACGAGAAAAUUAAAUCUGACAAUUUAGAGGUUUUAA
Diachasma alloeum is the source of this 1523-nucleotide messenger RNA. RefSeq names its product phospholipase ABHD3 (gene Hydr1). The transcript has 7 exons. Bases 174 to 1379 code for a protein of 401 amino acids. Gene Ontology annotation, molecular function: monoacylglycerol lipase activity; acetylesterase activity. Lineage: Eukaryota; Metazoa; Arthropoda; Insecta; Hymenoptera; Braconidae. Gene Ontology annotation, biological process: medium-chain fatty acid biosynthetic process; medium-chain fatty acid catabolic process. The record is from RefSeq and is a predicted model, not a curated record.